AGAACAGAAUCUCCGCCAAAACGAAACCUCCGCCAAAGCCGAAUCUCCGCCAAAAUUGAGAAAGAAAGUGCACAACAGUUAAAAAACCAUCAUCAAGUCCCGGAGUGGCAGCCGGUUUUUCACCUUUCAACUUUCUACUUUCAACUUUCCACCGUUAUACUUUUUACCUGCCUUUCUGCUGCAUUUAUGAUGCAAUAAAUGGAUGAGUGGAAUCCAGUUAAAACUCCCUUGAUGAUGCGUCUUCCUUUCAAGCGGGAAAACUUGUGCAUAAGAGAAUAGCUUGACAGUGAAAAACCGGGACCAGUGAAAAACUGGACAGUGAAAAAACGGGAAACCAGGAAAACUGGAAACCUGUUUGACUCAAAAAAGGCAAGUGAGAAGAUAAUACAUUCAAUUUGAAGAAUAACUGUGAAGAAUGGCCACGCAGGCGGUAGGAAAGUCACUCGAACAACUAAAAGCAAAAAGGACAGUGGAAAAAAGGGCAUUCACACGUCUAGCCAACAAUAUAUUCAAAACUUGUAAAAACAUGACAGAGAUGGAUCUUCAAGACAGUUUAAAUAAACUCACAAUACAAGCAGAGAAAGUCAUGGAAGUAAAUGAUGAUCUUGAAGCAGGCAUGAUUGCAGAAAUAGAGGCAAAUCUGGAUACAGACCAGUCAGCUGAAUUAACAGAACAGCAAAAAGACGACCUCGAGAAGACUGCAAGCGACUGUGAGUUAAAACUGGAUGAAGUGAAAAUUCUUCUUCAUGAAACGUUAUGGACUAGAUAUGGGGAUGUUGAACUGUCCACGGCACUGCAGGUUGCUGAAGCUGAGAGUGAUAGAGUCGAAGCAGUAGAUCCAACUGGAAAUCAUGAAGCAUACGAUUUCAUGCUUAGUCACCUUCAAAAUCUGAUAAAAAAUGCAAAGGAGAUGUACAGCAAAUGGCAACGGUGCAUCCCAUCAGGUGAUGAGAGAGAUUUCAGCCAGAGACAAAGAGGACUCGAAGCAAACAUUACCAGGUUAGUGGCAAGGAAAGCUGAUUUCAUGCAAGCAAGACAAGCUGAGGAGGCUAGGAAUAUAGCACAUGUCCCAGUGAUUUCUACUUACCCCAUAGCAACAAUCAAGUUGAAACCUGCAACACUACCAAAGUUCUCUGGUAGCAAGAGAGAUUUUCACAGAUGGAAGAAGGAUUGGGAGGCACUCCAAAAGCAGGGUGAGCCCACUGGCUCUAAGGAGGUAAAAAAGGUUCAGUUACUAGACAGUCUGGAAGAAAAGAUUGUAAGAGAACUCCGCCUUACCACUUAUAAUUCUGCUAAUGACAUUUUCCGUGUCUUGGAAAAUCGCUAUGGCAACAAGACAGCAAUUGCUAUCGAAAUAGUGGAAGACUUGCAAAAAAUUCCUCCCAUUAGAAGUCACCAACCACGAAAAAUAGUUGAACUAAUUCAAGAAGUAGAAAAGGCACUUGGAGAUUUGAGUGAUCUUGGAAAUACUGGCGCCAUAAACAACCCACUGGUAACAAAGUCGAUAGAAGGAAAACUUCCUGAAAGUUUAAAAAAGGAAUGGCUUAUUCACGUAUCUGCCCAACAGAGUGCAGUCACACCAGAUAAUCGAUUUGACUACCUUUUGGAUUUCCUCAAAAAGCAAGAGAACAUCUACGAGCAAUUGGAACAAUUAAGACUUGAAGAACCUAACAGAAAGGAUGUGCGAAAUGAACCAAAAUGGGCAAAAACAAAGUCUACAAAAUCAAACACUGACCAGGCUGGUUGUGUAGUCUGUGGUGAUGCUAAGCAUAAAUGGAAACUCUACUUCUGUAAGCAGUUCCGGGCAUCGAAAUUAGUAGAUAAAAAGGCUGCAGUAAGUGCACUCGGAGCUUGUAAAAAAUGUCUUGAGGUCCAUGAACAGCAUUCAUUCUGCAAACGAAACUACUUGUGCAAAAGCCAAGACUGUGAAGAUGAGGGUGUCCCUGAGCAUCACUACUAUUUAUGCCCUAAUGCUAAAAGAGAGGAGAAACGUGCUGACCAGAAAAAGAGCAAACUUUGUCCGAAAACGGAGAAAUGUGUAAAAGACUACACUAGAGAUCAGCAAGAUUUUCUCAGCAGACUUUCACCAGAAUUAGCACAGCAGUGUAGAAAUGUGUUCUCAAACACUACAGCAAGAGUGUUCAAUGUGACAAAGGAAAAGCCAGGUUUACUAGCACAAAGUGGACUGCUAGAAUUGCCUGUAAUCAUGAUGCUUCUAAAUGUGACAGCCAAUGCUGGUCAAAAGAUUGGGACAUUAAUUGAUUUGGCAUCAGACACUAAUUACAUAACGCACAGCGCUGCUGAUCGUCUGAACCUAAAAGGAGAAAAGAUAACUCUUGUAAUCCAUGGAGUUGGAGGCAUGAAGGUUCGGAUGAAGACUAAACGUUAUCUUCUGAAAAUAAGGGUGAGAACCUCCCAGGGAACCUUCAAGUCCCACCAAUUGGCGUGCUAUGGGUUGGAAAGCAUCGCUGAAAUUAAUAACACAGUGCAACCAAACCAACUGAAAAAAUUGUUUCCAGACAUACCUCUUGCCGAACUUGCAAGGCCAAAAGUAGUCGACCUGCUUAUAAGCCAUCGGGAAGGACAGUUGGCUCCACAGAGGAUCAGAAUUGUUGGAGACCUGGUAUUGUGGGAUGGUCCACUUGGAAAGACGAUUGGAGGAACUCAUCCUGAGCUUUUCGAAGAUGUGACUGUAUCUGCCUACCGGUCCAAGACUCAUUUUGCACGAUCAAUGAGAUUGGCUGCUGUUAAAUAUGAGUAAGUAACUGAAUAC
This is a messenger RNA of Danio rerio (zebrafish), 2773 nucleotides long. NCBI's taxonomy places the organism in Eukaryota, Metazoa, Chordata, Actinopteri, Cypriniformes, Danionidae. The record is from RefSeq and is a predicted model, not a curated record.